UCAAAAGACCUCUGCAAAACCCUCGCUUUCUCUCUCCCUCUCCUGCCCGCUCCUCAAACCCUAGAUUUCUCGAAAAUGUCCAGCGCCUUGGACAUGUCCCUCGACGAUCUGAUAAAAAACAACAAGAAAUCGUCAGGCGGCAGCAGCAAUUUGAGAGGCAGAGGGCGAGGAUCCUCCGGACCCGGCCCAGCUCGCCGGUUCCCAAACCGGUCCGCGACCCGGUCCGCCCCUUACUCCGCAGGAAAGCCGGUUCCGGCGCCGGUGUUGGCGUGGCAGCAUGACAUGUUCGCCGAUCAGGCGGCGGCGCCCCGGUCAACGGCGAUAGAGACGGGCACGAAGCUGUAUAUCUCGAACCUGGAUUACGGCGUGUCAAACGAGGAUAUAAAGGAGCUGUUUUCAGAGGUUGGUGACUUGAAACGAUACUCAAUCCAUUAUGAUAGGAGCGGAAGAUCAAAGGGAACAGCAGAAGUUGUCUUUUCACGGCGGGCAGAUGCUGCAGCGGCUGUUAAGAGAUACAACAAUGUUCAGCUCGAUGGGAAGCCAAUGAAAAUAGAGAUUGUGGGGACAAAUAUUAUAACCCCUGCUCCUGUGCCUCAGAUUACAGGCAGCAUCUUGGGAAAUCCUAAUGUCAUUCCAAGAAGUUGGCCGGGGAGGGGAGUCUCUAUGGGCUUGCCUCGGGGCGGCGGCAGCGGCGGCGGCGGCCGUGAUGGUCGCGGACGGGGAAGGGGCCGUGGAAGGGGGAGGGGCCGUGGUGGUGACCAAUUAACGGCAGAAGAUCUUGACGCCGAUUUGGACAAGUAUCAUGCAAUGCAAAUCAACUGAACAGUUUCUCCCCACUACAGCUAUGCUUACUUGUUGUGAGAUGCAACCCAAUCGUCUGUGUAUUUCCUACCGAUGGUGGAUAAAGAAGAACGGUUACUGAUUUUGGGGGCAUGGGGUUUCCUUUUCCUUUUGACUUACUGUUACUACCGACCCUCGUAUUUUUGACAUAGUUCUUGGGUUAAUGGACUGGCUGCGGCUGAGUGUGCUGUGCAGCUGAUUUGUGGCGUCUGCUACUUUUACUUCUCUUUCUUUUACACAGUGGGCCCAAUACAGAAACUGUCAUGCCUUGGCAACCUGAACCAGUAAAUUCAGCUGCAUGGUAGAGUCGGGAACGGGGCUGUAUCGCAAAAGCUUAUAGUCUGCAGAAGUUUUAAUCUGAAUUAAGGUAUUUAAGUCCUUUCUGUC
This is a messenger RNA of Magnolia sinica, 1227 nucleotides long. RefSeq names its product THO complex subunit 4A. Gene Ontology annotation, cellular component: nucleus. Lineage: Eukaryota; Viridiplantae; Streptophyta; Magnoliopsida; Magnoliales; Magnoliaceae. Gene Ontology annotation, molecular function: mRNA binding. The coding region runs from base 76 to 822 and encodes 248 amino acids. The record is from RefSeq and is a predicted model, not a curated record. Gene Ontology annotation, biological process: mRNA export from nucleus. The transcript is spliced from 5 exons.